Messenger RNA from Lutzomyia longipalpis, 1319 nucleotides. RefSeq lists its product as uncharacterized. Bases 34 to 1245 code for a protein of 403 amino acids. NCBI's taxonomy places the organism in Eukaryota, Metazoa, Arthropoda, Insecta, Diptera, Psychodidae. The record is from RefSeq and is a predicted model, not a curated record. The transcript is spliced from 3 exons.
AGUUGUGGAAAGAACUUUUAAAUAGUUCACGGAAUGUUGAUGGAAAAAGCAGCAGAAGUUUGUCUUUUAUUUGUCGUUUUGGGAUUGUGUCUUAAUGUGUGUAGUUCGGAAGAGAUAGAGGGUACAGCAAAUGAAUUAGAUGUUGCUGAGGUUGAUGUUGUUGAAGAACCAUCAGUUUUAGAAGAAGAAGCUCCAGAAGAAGCAGCUCCAGAAGAAGCAGCUCCAGAGGAAGAAGCAGCUCCAGAAGAAGCAGCUCCUGAAGAAGCACUUCCAGAAGAAGCAGCUCCAGAAGAAGCAACUCCUGAAGAAGCAACUCCAAAGGAAGAAGCAGUUCCAGUAGAAGCAGUUUCAGAUAAUAUCGCAAACCACAAAGUAGUCAGCAAUUUAUUGCUACCUGUCUUGAACAUAACAAUAAAUCUCGGAGGAGAAGGAACAACUGCAGGAGGAACAACUGCAGGAGGAACAACUGGAGAAACAACUGCAGGAACAACUGAUGGAACAACCGAUACAACUGCAACAGAUGGUGCAUCUAAUACGUCUAAUACUACAUCAGAAACAAUCCCACAACCUCCAGUAGAAGAAAAACAACAACAACAAGAACCUCCAAAUCCACCAAAUGGACCAAAUGAGUCAAUGCCACAACCUUCAGUAGAGCAAGAACAACAAAAGAAGCCUCCAGAUCCAACCAAUCCUCCAAGUUAUCCUAAGCAUCCAAAGCAUCCAUAUCCUUUCUUUCCCAUCUUUAACCCCCUUCCAAGGAUCUUUGGCUGGACAACAAACUUCUUUAAUCGUCUUUUUAACAGCUUCUUCCCCCAAAGGAGAGAUCCUCAUGAAAAUUCGGAAAAUCCACACCAAAAUUGCACAACAUCAACAUACAUCAACAUUUUGGAAACGUUACUUAGAAUUCAAAAAAACUACUUCAGGAAUAUUGGAGGAAUCCUCGAUAAUGGCCGAAUGGAUCUUGUAUUCCGGAUGUUUGACUUGAAUACAGUUCUCAAGAAUUUUUUCUACAACUCCGUACCGAAUAUUACGGAAUUUAUAGGAGCAAACAAGACAUCCUUCAUUAAUGCAACAACCAACUAUUUCAAUGAAACCUUUGCAGAUAUACUAGCAUCCUUCCCGCAAUUGACUAAUAUCCUCAGUACAGAGGAAUUUUUGGAGUAUCUCUACGAUGGCGUACAAGAGAGUCAAAAUAAUUCAAAUAAUGUUGGAGCAACACUCAUGAAAUAUUCCAAUUGCACAUAAACUUUGUAAUUUAGGUUGGAGUGCAACAUGAAAUAAAUUGAGAAAGAAGAUAUACUAACCCAUAAAUCCCAAAA